UUUUGUGUAGUGACAUGCUUUAUUUUGGAAACAAUUUGGUGGCUAAGCAGAAAGAUUUCAGGACAAUGGCAUCAGGUUACAUAUCUACAAACAUUGUACAAAUUUGGUGCCAAAUAAUGAGUGUGCUAGACAUGAGAAGAUCAAUCGACCAACCGAAAAGGGUUUUCUUCUCUGAAGUUGUUUUUAUGACAUUAGAAAAAGCAACAAAUUUGCAGAAGAGUAAAAGUGUUGCCUCAAGGGCCAUUUUCAAUAAUUUAUGCCGAGCUCUUGAUCACCAACUGGAAUCAAUUUCUCUUGAUAUAAGUGAUGCCAGCCUUGUCUUCUUCAGUAUCCUCCGACACCAACAUUUCUACUUGAUGUGCUUUAAUUUCAUGACAUCAAGACUUCAAGUAAUUGACAACAGGCCUACUCCUGAAAGAAUUAAAGCUAAAAACAAGUAUGAGGAAUGUCCAGAGAAACUAUUGGUUGCCUUCACUAAGUACCUCACCCUAAAGAAGAAUCCACUUGCAAAGAAGAUGAAAUCUAUGAAAGUGGAAUACAUGAAGAUGCCUUGGCAAAAUGAAGAAAAUGCAGUAGAUUUCCAUGAGGCAUAUGCAGACUUAUACAGGCACGUCAAUAGCAGACUUUAUACAUUCCUCACAUCACUAAGAGCUAAAUAUGCAGCGACCAUACUCAUGUCACCAAUGAAUACCUUGCUACCAAAAGUAACCAAGGCAACCAAGGAAAUCUACAAACAAUCAAAAUGA
Molecule: messenger RNA, 746 nt
Organism: Ipomoea triloba (trilobed morning glory)
Lineage: Eukaryota; Viridiplantae; Streptophyta; Magnoliopsida; Solanales; Convolvulaceae
Exons: 5
Coding region: 15-746 (243 amino acids)
Source: RefSeq, a predicted model, not a curated record